Messenger RNA from Rhineura floridana, 644 nucleotides. RefSeq names its product NOP10 ribonucleoprotein (gene NOP10). The record is from RefSeq and is a predicted model, not a curated record. Gene Ontology annotation, biological process: rRNA pseudouridine synthesis; ribosome biogenesis; snRNA pseudouridine synthesis. NCBI's taxonomy places the organism in Eukaryota, Metazoa, Chordata, Lepidosauria, Squamata, Rhineuridae. The transcript is spliced from 2 exons. Bases 157 to 351 code for a protein of 64 amino acids. Gene Ontology annotation, cellular component: box H/ACA telomerase RNP complex; box H/ACA snoRNP complex. Gene Ontology annotation, molecular function: box H/ACA snoRNA binding; telomerase RNA binding.
CAUAUUUUUUCGCGCUUAUUCAUUGGCUGAUUACGGCAGAGGAAGCGGUGGAAUUAACGCACACGUGGGUUGCUUGGAAGUGUAUGUUCGUCGUUUGGAGGAAGACCUUUUACUCUGCCUGCAGGGAAAUCGCUAACGUUUUAAUUAUUCGCAGCAAUGUUCCUGCAGUACUACCUCGAUGAGCAAGGAGACAGGGUCUACACUCUUAAGAAAGUGGCUCCUUCUGGCCAGCCAACGUGUUCGGCUCAUCCUGCCCGCUUCUCCCCAGAUGACAAGUAUUCUCGGCACAGGGUCACCAUCAAGAAACGCUUUGGAGUCCUGAUGACCCAGCAGCCUCGACCUGUUGUGUAAAUUGUGUCCCUCCAAUGAUAGUAGGGACAGCGGCAGCCCAUCCGAGAUGAGGCAAGCUUCUUCCAAAGCAGUCUUGACAUAGCAAACAACAGUGACAGAUCUGCGUUUCUUCAUUCCACUUUAUCCUUAGGACUUCUAGAGGGCCGCUAAUGAUGUUUUGAAGCUCCACUCGAUUUUCUUUGUACACUACGGAAGUGCAUUCUUCAAAAGAGCUUGAAUUCCUUUAAGUCCACCUGUUUGGCUUCCUGAUUCUGGAAAUAAAAUGAAAUCUGUCAUUUGUUUUAUGUCUUUAA